Molecule: messenger RNA, 4516 nt
Organism: Megalobrama amblycephala (Wuchang bream)
Lineage: Eukaryota; Metazoa; Chordata; Actinopteri; Cypriniformes; Xenocyprididae
Gene: arhgap22a
Product: Rho GTPase activating protein 22
Exons: 7
Coding region: 1487-3304 (605 amino acids)
Biological process (GO): signal transduction; activation of GTPase activity
Cellular component (GO): focal adhesion
Molecular function (GO): GTPase activator activity
Source: RefSeq, a predicted model, not a curated record
AAAUAACGACUUAUUCAGUGAUGGCCGAUUUCAAAACACUGCUUCAGGAAGAUUCAGAGCACAAUGAAUCAGCAUAUCGAAUCAUGAUUCGGAUCGCGUGUCAAACCGCCUGUCACACAUGUGGAAUGCCUGAGAGCUGAAAUGUUUGUUUUCCUCCAUGUGUUAAAUAAAAGAUUUUGAGUUUUGAAAUUUGACUGCGAAUCACAACUGAAUUCUUGAUGUAAUUAAAAAGACUGAUGCACCAAAAUGAGAUGAGAGAGCAGUGUUUGUUUUUAAAAUAAAUAAAAGCUUCAAAAUUUGCAUUUUCGAUAUGGGUGUGUAACGUACCAACAUAUAGUCAAGUUAUGUUUACCACAGACCUUAUUUUACUCAUAAAUUGAAAAACCCCAUUAUAAAAAUCCCAUAGGGAAAUUCUGAGGGAACCACUGGCGCAUUAGCCCUGGGUAUGCUUCGUUUUUUUACGCGUACGUUAGGGUACGCGCACAGCCUUGGAAAGUAUACUUCAUUGACUCAUAAGCAUAUCCGGCGUUCGACGCAAGCGCCGUUUUGAGCAAUCUCUUGCCAUGAGUUACAACCCAUGUAAACAUCUUUGUAUUCUUUAAUGCUUGAGUUGUACACAUGAGGGUACUUUCUUACCUCUUCGCACAAUCUCGCGUCUACGUAGGCCUCCAUUUGUCGUUGUUGCUUUCAUGCGUUCCGGUCUGUUGAUUAUGCACUUUUUCUUUGACUAUCUUGUGAAUCGACGCCCCCCGGGCAUGGUUGCCACCUUGUGGAUAAAAUAAUUACUGUAAAAAUAAUUAAAUGCGCAUUUGCGACCUGUACCCGCGGUUUACAAAAGUGCAUACUUUUUGGUUUACAAAAGCGCAUACUCGUCUGAUGACGAAAUUCGCGUCACGCGCACUGUACUCCCGCGCGUACGCGAAAAAAGUGAACUUCUGGGUUUUGACGUCACGCCUGCAGCACUAAAAAUCAUUUUCAUUAAUGAAAAUAGGACUAAUUAAAUAAAAUAUAAAUAUUAGAUCAAAAAUUUGCCUCGCAACUGAAAAAAUAUGUUUGAAUUGAAGUACUACAAUAACUAAAACUGAAAUAAAAAUAAAUUAUAUGGCUAAAUUAGAAAUAUAAAAAAACUAAUACAAAUGACAAAAGCAUUAUAAAACUAAUAAUAUAAAAAACCUAUUAAUAUUGCAACAUAAGGUGGAUUGAUACCAACAAUGAAAAGUCCCAGUGCUGUGAACUGUGGAAGCACUUGUGAAACUUUGUGAUCACUAAAAUUGUAUAUAUAAACCACCCUAAACAGUAUGUUUAUAAAAAAGCAUUGUGUAAAUCUGGACAUAAAUGGGUUAACCAAUAUGACACCUCUCUGUGUAAUCACUUGCGCUCACCCCACAUUCUCUCCAUGCUCUGUGAGGCUGGAUUACCAUUACAAUGAAAGAGGACAAAAACAGGUGUGACUGCUGAUCAGCUGCACACACUCACUCACAUUCACAUGCAUCACUGCUCACUUGUGCCUGAAGUGGACUGCUGCCUGUGCCAGGAGGGAUCUGUCAUGUGUCUCAUGCCUGAAGUUAAAACCUUGUCAUGUCUAUUCUCUCAUCGUGGCUUGUGUGUGCAUGCAGAAGAUUGUUAUAUACAAGGCAGAACUGUACUGCAAGGUAUCUUUGGUCAGCGACUGGAGGACACAGUACAAUAUGAGAGGAAGUUUGGACCACGGCUAGCCCCUCUCCUGGUGGAGCAGUGUGUGGAUUUCAUACGGGAACAGGGUCUGAAAGAGGAGGGGCUCUUUAGGAUGCCAGGACAAGCCAACCUGGUCAAAGAACUCCAGGAUGCUUUUGACUGUGGUGAUAAGCCUCUGUUUGACAGUAACACUGACGUUCACACAGUGGCGUCCCUCCUGAAGCUCUACCUCAGGGAGCUGCCCGAGCCUGUGAUCCCCUUUAACAAAUAUGAGGACUUUCUAACCUGUGCACAGCUUCUGCUAAAAGAUGAAGAAGUGGGACUCGGUGAGCUUGUGAAGCAGGUGAACAAUCUUCCUCAGGCUAAUUAUAAUUUGUUAAAGUACAUUUGCAAAUUCUUAGAUGAGGUGCAGUCACACGCAAAUGAGAACAAGAUGAGCGUUCAGAACCUUGCAACAGUUUUUGGACCAAAUAUCCUUCGGCCUAAAAUAGAGGACCCUGUUUCAAUGAUGGAAGGAACCUCCCAGGUUCAGCACCUGAUGACGGUGUUGAUCAGUGAACAUGAGCGUCUUUAUGUGGGUGGUGAGGGAGAACUGUCUUCUGAGCAGACCGAAAGUUGUCUUCGGGGUCAGCGCAGCAUGGCGGAGUGGAUCUCCGAUGAGGAGAUGCUGAACUGCUCAUCACUGAGCCAAACGUCAAAAGUGGCAGAGAGUGUGUGCGACAGUGCCACGUCUUUAGAUAUCAGUACAGGUGCCCCUAUCACUGCCAAAAUGACACCUCAGGGAAAAGCUGGGGUGACGGUCAGCCCCAGCAAGCAGAUGAAAUCCCUCCCCUCCUGGAAAUACUCCUUCAAGAGCGGAGGGGUACGUGCUCAGCCCGCGAAAAUAGGGGGUUCGUCUGUGGAUGUGUCCACCUUGCCCAGUACGGGCAACUGGUUGAUGAACGGGCUUUCUUCUCUACGCAGCCACCGGCGUACUUCGUCAGGAGAGCGCAUGGGAAAGGAUUCAGCCCUGUCGAACCGUCUGUCCACUUACGACAAUGUGACUUCAUCCAGUCUUAGCGUACCCAGUGUCGCAAGCACGCCCUGGUCCACGUCCUCCUGUGAGAUCUUAGUGGCUGACUCCGUGGGCAGUGACCCUUCUGGACUGAACUCUGUGAAGGUGGAGUGGUCAGUUGGAGGGCCUGUCCAAGGGCAAAGUGAGGACAGGAGUUCAGAGGUCACGGAGAGCAGCGAAGCACUGGAAAUGUGUGUGAGCAGUGCAGGCUGCAGCGAGAAUGGAAAUGUUGAAGAUAUGGUGAACGCCACAGGAGAUACUAACACUAGCACAACAGCACUUAACAGCCUGAUAACAGAGCUGAAAGAUGAGUUGAAGAAACAGAAGGCCAACUAUGAAUCACGAAUACGAAGGUUAGAGGAAUCAAGCAUCACUCUGCGUAGCCAAAUGGAGAGACUAGAGGAGGAGUUGGACCAGGAGAAGAAAAAGUAUCGCAUGUUGGAAAUUAAACUCCGCAACUCUGAGCGGGCCCGUGAGGACGCAGAGAUCCGCAACCGCUUGCUCCAGAACGAAAUGGAGGAGUUCUUCUCCACCUUGGGAGAUCUUACAUUGGGAACAAGGACAAGCAAAAUUUGACUGGAGCUCUGACAGUCCUCUUGAUUUAACACUGAGAGACUGUGUGUUGUAGAUAGCAUUUUGAAAUCUCUCUGCUCAUGCAUCAUGAGUAUUCAGAGGUAAUUUUGUGCUGUUUUGUAACGGCGUCUUGAUCGUGUAGCAAUUUCACUUUUCUCUCUGAACUUCAGUCUUACAUUUUAAAGGGAUAGUUCACACAAAAAUUCAAAUUCUGUGAUUUACUCACCCUCACGUCGUUCCAAACACAUAUGCUGUUUUUUUGCAGAGAACAAAAGAAGAACUUUUGAGAAAUCUUUAAAAUAUUCAAAAAGUAGUGCACUAUUUUGUGUGAAGAACAAACCAAAAUGUGAAUCUUGGUCUUAACGUCAAACUUGCCACCUGCUAUUUGUAAAUAAGUUUCAUUUUCGGGUGAACUAUUCCUUUAAGCUGAAGUUCAGUUGUUAGCAGUCAUCACUUGCAUAACCUAACAUGCACAGAUUAUACCAAAGCAUGACUUUUCUGACCAGACUGUUUGCAGUAUUGGCCCCUUACAAAGGCAGGUCAUUUAAUGGCAUUUCCUGUUAAUGCAUGGUAUGAAAGAAGUCCUGCUGAACCGUCUCUUGAUGUUUUGAUCAAAUUAUCACACAAUUUUCAUCCAAAGUCUACUUUAUUUAAAACCAUAUACAAGCUGCAUCCUAUCACACUGUGCCUCACACUACCAGACAUGAACAAGUCAUUUAGAUCAACCGUUACACCAUCAGACUUCACAAACUCUUUUCAGCAAAUCCCUUUAUUGUAAGUAAAAUGCACUAUAGAAUAAAAGAUUAGAAGAGGUGACACCAUUCAAACUGUACAACUGUUGAAUUGUACAACUUAAAAGUUAUUAAAAUCUUUGAAAUCAACUAUAUCAAAGGAUUACUUCAGCUGCAAGAUUGCCAAGGCUAGUAUUUAUUUAAGCUUAUUAAUGUACCUAGAACUAUUUCUCAGGUGUUGUUUUUCAAAACACUCAAAGAAUGAGUGUCUUUAUAUAAAAUAGAUGAUGGAACUAAGGCUGACAUAUACUUGAAUGUGUUAGUUUUUUUAAGUAUGCACAUGUGUUCUUGUGGUUGUUGUUUUUUUUUUUUCUGUCUAUUCUUGAAUGCAGAAAGUGCCAAAGUAGAGGUCUUUAAAAAAUGGGUAUUUCAUUUCAAAUGAAGACUGGCUAGUCUUCGUAAUAAAUUGCCGUUGUCAUUAAAA